Molecule: messenger RNA, 465 nt
Organism: Lottia gigantea (owl limpet)
Lineage: Eukaryota; Metazoa; Mollusca; Gastropoda; Lottiidae
Exons: 16
Coding region: 1-465 (154 amino acids)
Source: RefSeq, a predicted model, not a curated record
AUGUGUCAACUAAAUUCCACUUUAGUCAGUCAGGUUUUUGUUAGACUGAGAAACCUAAAACUUUUUACCAAAUUGAUUUAUGAAGAGAAUCAGGUUUUUGUUAGACUGAGAAACCUAAAACUUUUUACCAAAUUGAUUUAUGAAGAGAAUCAGGUUUUUGUUAGACUGAGAAACCUAAAACUUUUUACCAAAUUGAUUUAUGAAGAGAAUCAGGUUUUUGUUAGACUGAGAAACCUAAAACUUUUUACCAAAUUGAUUUAUGAAGAGAAUCAGGUUUUUGUUAGACUGAGAAACCUAAAACUUUUUACCAAAUUGAUUUAUGAAGAGAAUCAGGUUUUUGUUAGACUGAGAAACCUAAAACUUUUUACCAAAUUGAUUUAUGAAGAGAAUCAGGUUUUUGUUAGACUGAGAAACCUAAAACUUUUUACCAAAUUGAUUUAUGAAGAGAAGUUUUUGUUAGACUGA